Molecule: messenger RNA, 1275 nt
Organism: Aspergillus pseudotamarii
Lineage: Eukaryota; Fungi; Ascomycota; Eurotiomycetes; Eurotiales; Aspergillaceae
Product: kinase-like domain-containing protein
Exons: 3
Coding region: 1-1275 (424 amino acids)
Biological process (GO): protein phosphorylation; spliceosomal complex assembly; regulation of mRNA processing
Molecular function (GO): ATP binding; protein kinase activity
Source: RefSeq, a predicted model, not a curated record
AUGGCUUCGGCAAGUGGCAAUGCAAGGAGCCGACACGUCGAGUACAAUUGGAUUGACGGCGCCGAGUCCCUUGAAAAAUACAAACCCGGAGGCUAUCAUCCGGUGAUGAUUGGAGAUAUGCUCCACGGACGAUACCGCAUUGUGGACAAAUUAGGUUUUGGAGGUUAUUCGACCGUUUGGCUGGCGCGCGAUACUCGCCUGGAACAGUAUAUUGCUGUCAAAGUCUGUAUAGCAGACUCAAAGUCGCGCGAGGCCAACAUUCUCCGAGCCCUUUCUCCACCAUCCCCACAUCCGGGGUAUAGUUCUAUUCCUCUACUAUUGGACGAAUUCGAGCUGAAUGGUCCCAACGGAAACCACUUUUGCUACACAAUGACUCCUGCACGGUGUAAUCUCAGGGAAGUGUCUUUUAGUCACAUAUUCCCUCUAGAAGUAGUGCGGGCUCUCGCAGGUCGUCUCACGCUAGCUAUUGCCUAUAUGCAUUCACAGGGUUAUGUCCAUGGAGAUAUCCAUCUUCGCAAUAUACUAGUCCAGCUUCCAUCAAGUUUCGAUCACCUUUCGGUUGAGCAGCUAUACGAAGAAUAUGGAGAGCCGGAAACAGUUCCCAUUACGCAAUGCAAUGGGAAACCGCUUGCCCCAAAUAUCCCAGAAAAAGCAGUAUUGCCGCUGUAUCUGGGGAAAGAUGCGGAGGCAUUUUCACUUCCUGACGCACAGGUGCUUCUAAGUGAUUUUGGCGAGACAUUUAAACCUGACUUGGAACUUCGUCAGGGAAAAGAUUGCCAUACACCGCCAGCAGGACGACCUCCAGAGGCUUGGUUUGAACCACAGACUUCUUCUCUCUCAUAUUCAGCAGAUAUUUGGAGCUUGGCCGUGGCAAUUUGGGAGAUCCUUGGUAUGAAGGCUAUUUUCAGCAGUGAAUAUGCUUCUGUAGAUGAGAUAAUCUCUCAGCAAAUUGAUGUGUUGGGACCUCUACCUCUCAAGUGGGUUGAGAGUUGGGAAAAGCGAAAUCAAUAUUUCGAUGACGAUGGUUAUCCGAAGAAGGGCCGGUAUGUGUGGCCGUCGAUCGGCGAAGCAUUCGAGGAAGGUGUGCAGAAGUAUCGACGAAAGCUUGGAAUGGGCGAGUUUGACAGGGAGGAAGCAGCCGCUAUUCUAGACCUGAUGCGUCGAAUGUUAACAUUCCGGCCAGAAGAACGGCCAACAGCUCGAGAGGUCCUACAGUCGAGGUGGAUGGCCCAAUGGGUAUUACCAGAUUUCGAGCGGAGUUCACAGACGGGGUAG